AUGACGCCUGAUCUUGACACCGAACUGCAACCGGGAGAAGAAAAAUCAAAGCCUCAACGCGCUAGUCCACCAGAGAAGCACCCCGGAGAAGAAAAAUCAAAGGGUCAACGCCCCAGUCCACCAGAUAAAUCAGAUAUCAAAGAGGCUGAUCAAGUCUUCGACAAGGAUGAAGAAAAAAAUUUGAAGCAGUUUGACUUUUACCAUGGAUUUUUGCCUCGUGAAGACUUAUACAUACUAGUGAAGUACGUUGGCGACUACCUACUGAGAGUUAGCGAGGUAAUCCUUUGUGCUAUCGUCUAUUAUGUCGAGACGACAAGCAGGCUUCUUAGGGUACAUGUAGACUAUGAGCUAACGAGCGAUAAUAUGCCCCCUGCAAAAUGA
Haemonchus placei is the source of this 381-nucleotide messenger RNA. The record is from the annotation of a GenBank genome assembly. Lineage: Eukaryota; Metazoa; Nematoda; Chromadorea; Rhabditida; Trichostrongylidae.